Messenger RNA from Nerophis ophidion (straightnose pipefish), 12014 nucleotides. It is a transcript of the gene ankrd11, whose product is annotated as ankyrin repeat domain 11. Gene Ontology annotation, biological process: anatomical structure morphogenesis. NCBI's taxonomy places the organism in Eukaryota, Metazoa, Chordata, Actinopteri, Syngnathiformes, Syngnathidae. The transcript has 14 exons. Gene Ontology annotation, cellular component: nucleus. The record is from RefSeq and is a predicted model, not a curated record. Gene Ontology annotation, molecular function: protein binding. Bases 554 to 8998 code for a protein of 2814 amino acids.
GUUUCCGUCUUGCGCCUCGUCGUCACACCGAAGAAGUCGAAGGCCACUCGGGGGGAAAAAAAACAACACAUUCGUACCGUUCAGCGGAGGACUCUUAAACCAAACAUUCUGCGAGAUUUCCACGGCUUUUCCCGCGCCAACGGACGUUUGAAAGGUGUCGCUCCGAGGUGAAGAAUGAAGUAGCCGCGUUGCAACCGAUAAAAGGUGUUUUUUUUCCCUUUCUUAACCAAGCUAGCGUUAGCCGCGGUUGUUAGUGGGGGAAGCUGCUAUGGUCCUGGCCGGGCUAGGCGGAUGUUUCCGGGACAACUUGAGCUAAAACCAACGCCACAAAUGGGAACAUCCAGCAUCGGCUGAAAACACCGUGGCGUUGAAUAAAGCCUCCGUUCAGACUUUAAGGACAUUUCGACGCGGGAUUCUUUGGACACCUGGAGACUCGCUGGUGUUUUUCAUUUUGGAUUUUAUCCUGCUGAUAUUCUCCCACAGCCAUGGAAUCGACGGUUGAUGACGAUGCAAUGGCAGCGUGAAUGAAGCUUGGCGUGGGGAGAGCUGAACGAUGCCCAAAGGUGGGGGUUCUAAAACCCCCCAGCUGGACCACUUCCCACUUAACACCGACAUGGUGGAAAAGCAGGGUGGGAAAAAGGAAAAAGUGUUGUCAAACAAGACUCCCAAAUUGGAUCGCAGUGAUGGGGUCAAGGAGAUGAAAGAAAAGGCCUCUAAGAGGAAACUGCCAUUCACAACUGGAGCAAAUGGAGACCAGAAAGAUUCUGACUCAGAGAAACCAGGUCCAGAACGGAAGCGCAUUAAAAAGGAGCCCACAAACACCCGGAAGGCAGGCUUGCCGUUUGGAAUGGGGAUGCCAGGGAUCCGGGCCGGGUACCCCCUCUCGGAGCGGCAGCAGGUGGCCUUGCUCAUGCAAAUGACUGCUGAGGAGUCCGUCAACAGUCCAGACACAACACCAAAGCACCAGUCACAGUCCAGUUUGGGUCAGAAGGGAACGCCAAACUCUGCAUCUAAAACCAAAGACAAAGUGAAUAAACGAAACGAGAGAGGAGAAACCAGAUUGCACAGGUCGGCAAUACGGGGAGAGGUACGCCGCAUCAAGGAGCUCAUCAGCGAGGGAGCUGAUGUGAAUGUAAAAGACUUUGCAGGCUGGACUGCAUUGCAUGAGGCGUGCAACAGGGGGUACUAUGAUGUGGCCAAGCAGCUGCUGGCAGCCGGAGCAGAGGUCAACACCAAGGGUCUGGAUGACGACACCCCGCUCCACGACGCGUCCAACAAUGGACACUUCAAGGUGGUGAAGCUACUUUUACGGUAUGGGGGGGACCCACGUCAAAGCAACAGAAGAGGGGAAACGCCUUUGAAUGUUGCCAACUCUCCAACUAUGCUGAAUUUGUUGCUGGGGAAGGGCACAUACACCUCAAGUGAAGAGAGCUCGUCAGAAUCUUCAGAAGAGGAAGACGCUCCCUCGUUCGCCCCAUCCAGCUCUGUUGAUGGCAAUAACACAGACUCAGAGUUUGAGAAGGGUUUGAAGUUAAAAGGGAAAACAAUAGACCCUCCUAAAUGCGCUGUCACACCCGUCAAAGAUGAAUACGAAUUUGACGAGGAUGACGAGGAGGAGCGAGUCCCGCCCGUGGACGAUAAGCACCUCUUGAAAAAAGACUUCCGUAAGGAAACGGUCCCCAAGGCCAACAGCUUAAUCGCCAUACCCAAGAUGGAGGUUAAAACCUAUUCCAAAAGCAACUCGCUCACACCAAAGAAAACCAUCAGGCGCAUCAUCUCGGACAGUAACAGUUCAGAUGAGGAUGACAGGACGCUGUGUUUCACGCCGGCGCCUACCCCACGACAACAGGUCUUACAAACAAAUACCAAGACGAGAGACUCUGGAACUCUGAGCUCCAAACAACUAAAAGACAAGAACAAGGUAAAAAAGAAGAGAAAGAAGGAGAACAAAAACAACGUUAGCAAAGAAGUCCGGUUUGGUAAAGUCAACGACAAAUUUUGCACGUCUGACUCUGAUUGUGGCGAUAUGGAGAGUGAAGACGAUAAAGGCACAAACAGCAUAAAGGACUCUUCUAUGAAUAUGAAAGAACCCACUGGCUUCAGUGUGUCGUCGUCGUCCUCGCAUGGAAACCUGAACUCUCAAAAACCAGCACCGUCGUUAGCGGAACAGCACCCAAAGCAGUGGCGGACAGACGGCUGGAAAACUGUGUCGUCUCCAACGUGGUCUGACGUUAGUUCUCUCUCGGAUUCCGUAAGAACAAGACCUUCCAGCGAGUCUGACUACUCCUCUGCCGACUCCAGUGUUGAGUCAAUAAAGCAAAUUAAGAGGAAAGGACCAGAGAGUAAAAAGAAGAACAACAACGUACACAGUAAUGCAGUGGACAAGAAAAAUUCCGACCUCUACAAAAAUGCAGACAGUACGGCUUCCAAAACGGAUGUAGAUGGUAAAGUGGUCAAGAAGCAUAAAGUGAAGCACAAGCACAAAAGCAAAGAAAAGGAUAAAGCGCCGAGUCUCGUGCUUAAUCAAGACAUGAAUGAGAAAUUUGUCAAAAGUUACUCUUUUGAUUUUGAUGACUCGAGGCAAAAGUCUGUAAUUGUGGAUUCAGAAUCAGCAGCUGAAGGCAAGAUCAAGUUAUCAAAACAUGAAAAAGACCAUUCAAAAAAGGAAGAAAGGCUCUCGAAAAACAAGUCAGAAGAAAAAGAGUGGUUGUUGGGCAAAGACGUGCACAGAACAGUCGAAAAAGAGAAAAAUAAGAAAAUCAAGGACGCCACCAAGGACAAGACCAACAAAGACGAGCGAGAAAAACCUUUGAAAUCUGAAAAAGAUCGAAAUCUCAAGGAAAAGCCCAAGGAGGAUAAACUAAAAGUUCAUAAAGAGGAAAAAAAGAAAAAGUCUAAGGAGAAAUCAAAGGCCGAUAAAAAAGGUGAGCAGAAAGAGGAGAAACAUCUCAAAGUUGACAAGGAGAAGACCACCAAGGAGGAGAAAUUUAAAAAGGACAAACUUCAGAAGGACGAGUCAGAUUACGAGAGCUAUGACGUCAACAACCGUUUCCUAAACCUGGAUGACACCAAGCUCAGCGCCUCGGAUGACCACCAUGACAGGUGGGGCUCUGAGAUGUCCUCAGACUCUUCCCUCUCUGGAGAAGACAGCUGGGAUGCUCCUGUCAAAGAGUACAAAGAAUACAAAGCCAAUAAUUCCGUGAAACUCAUUGUUGAAACUGUCAAGGAAGAGACGCGCAGGAAAGACAACAAGGUGAAAGACAAGAAAUCUGAUCAUAGUGAGAAAAGACCAGAGAAAGAUGUCACGUCAAAAAAGAAAGACAAAGAUUCUUCAGAAAAGAAGAAGGACUGGUCAGAUAAACAAAAAUUAAACUCCGGUCAUACAAUUGAAAAAGAAAAGAAGCGGAAAGAAUCCACAGAAAUAGUUAAAGACAAAAAAGAAAAGGAUCCUCUGGAGAACAGCCGAGACCGCAAAGACUCCUAUGACUUCACCAAGGAAAGGAAAGACAUCAAAAUCAAGCAAGAGUCAAUUCGAGAGGAAUACGGAAAUGACACUUUCUUUAAAGACAUGGACCCCGUUGGCAAACCUUGUGACAUCCGAGAAAGAAACCAUUCUGGUAAGGAGAAGGAAAAGAAGCUCGAGGCAAUGGAAAAACGUGAGAAAACUAAAGCAGAGAAGCACAAAGUAAAAGACAGAGGUGCAGAUCAGGAAAAGGACAAGAAUGACAAAAACUCUGCAGAAAAGACUGUCAAGGAAAAGGACAUUGAUCGGACGGCCAAAGACAAAAAGGAGGGAGCAAAAGACAAGCACAAAGAAUCUCAUGGCAAAGAUCGGAAGAUGUCAUCAGAACAGACCAAGGAAAAGAAAGACAAAGUGUCCCUGGACAAACAUACCGACAGAGAGAAGGAUUUCAUCGAGGUGAAGAAAGCCGAGAAAAUACGAGAGAAAACAUGGUUCAAGAUAGCUGACAUUUUUACCGAUGAAAGUGAUGACGAGGACAGUUACAAUGGCGGUGUUUCUCUCAUGGCUGACUCCAUCAGAAAGGACUCAACACCUGAUCUCGAUGAGCUGGAUCACUUCCCAUCAGAAAAAAUUAGGAAAAUGUCCUCGGAGUCUAAACAUAAUGCCGAGAAGUCCAAAGACAAAGACCAUAAAGAGAAAAAGAAAGAGAAAGGCUCUUUUGACAUGGGCAAAGAGCGGAAAGGCUCCCUAGAGAAACACAACAAAGACAAAAAAGAUUCUGUUGACAUCAAACACAAGGACAGAAAAGACAGGAUGUCAGUAGACUCAAACCAAGAGAAGAAAAAUAAGCAGAAGAUGUUGGACAAAAGAGAUAACAGCGAGGAGAAACCGAAAAGUAAAUACAAAGACAAGAUGGAUAAUUCCAAGGAACGAAAACCAUCAAAAGGCAGUUUUGAGAAUGAAAAAUCCCUCCUGGAAAAAUUGGAAGAAGAAGCGAUGAACGAUUACAAGGAUGAUUCCAAUGACAAGAACAGUGAACUUUCGUCUGAUAGUUUCACUGACAGGGGUCAUGAACCCAUCCUCACAAACUACUAUGACUCAAUCAGCCUUACAGAUGUCCCUGAAGACAGGAGGGACUCUCUUUCUAUAGUCACACCUCAGGAUAAAUUCAGAGAAAAAGAAAGACAUCGGCAUUCCUCAUCGUCUUCUUCCAAAAAAAGCCACGACAAGGAUAAAGAAAAGGUCAAGAAGGACAAAGGAGACAAACGUGACAAAACAGAGGAAAUCAGAGACCUGUACGGUCGGAGGGAAAGCUUACCUUUUGACAAAGAGCCAAUGCCCUUAGAGGCUGAUCCUUAUACAUUCCCAUACGGCGGCAAAGGAGAUGGCGAAGAUGAUUUUGAUAAAACAUUGGAAUUCGAAAAAGAGAUGUCCAAAAAGGACAAAGCAACUAGUGUCAUCAGUGAUCGAAUGAAGGACAAAAAGAAGAAGGAGAAACAUAAAAUCAAGGAGGAAAGGAACAAGCAUAUUGAUGGCUUUGGUACAUCGAAGCACUCCAAAGAAGACAUAAAGUUGGGAUUAAAAGAUAGCCCGCAGAUCACCGUUCUAAAAGACAGAUCAAAAGAAGAGAGCCCUAAAUCGGAUAUUAAAAAAGAGAGGAACCGAGACAUACUGGAGAAAGACAACAGAUUAGACCACAAUAAAUCAAAGACUAAAGAUGAAAAUGAAAAGCUCAAUCUGUCCAAAGACGCAGGACGCAAAGAUAAUCGCCCACGUGAAAAACUCCUGGUGGAUGGUGAUUAUCAAAUGACCAGUUUUGGUCAGAUGCUGAGUUCAAAAGAUCAGGAAAUUGAAGAGCGUCACAAGAGACAUAAAGAAAGAAUGAAACAAAUGGAGAAACUGAGACCCAAGUCCGGAGACCCUAAACUCAAGGACAAAACCAAAUCCACGGAAGAAAUGCGCAAGAACCGCGCAGAGCUUUCCUCAAAGAAAUCAAGCGGUCUGGAGUCCGGUCUCAAAGAGAAGAAGCUGAAGGACGUAGGUCAACCAGAUCAAAUGAUGUCCCCGAGUAGGAAGUUCCAACCAUCAUUAGAAAGUCAGAAUUCAAAAGACUGGCUGGCAGGCCAUCAAGUCAAAGAGAACCUCCCGGCUUCUCCCAGGUCAGAACAGAAUAGGCCGACUGGUGUCCCCACACCAACGUCUGUCAUCUCCUGCCCCAGUUACGAGGAAGUAAUGCAGACUCCACGGACCCCAUCUUGUAGUGCAGAAGAUUACCCUGAUAUCAUGCUCGAUGGACUGGACUGCCAGAACUCCUCAGCUAUGACUAUGUCCAUGAACGCUUGCUCACCGUCUUUCUUUGAAAGCAGGUACUCCCAGAGUUUUCAGGAAGGCACGUGUCCUACCCCUGCAAAGAACCUCCAGUUGCCACUUAUUGGGCGUUCUGCGACCUCUGAUGUACGCAGGCCUCUGGAAGAUGAGUUCAAAGCGGAGGCUGACAAGUUUCUUCGGCAGCAUUGUGAUCCAUCAGCUGAAUUCCAGCCUAUUGCUGCUACACUAAGUCUAGAAGAUAAAUCUAUAAACCGUCUGGAAAGCUUGUCCUCGCCCUUUUUCUCUCCAAUUAGGUUGUUGUCACCCCGACAGGAACUAAGUCACCCGGUCUCAGAUAUGGCAACACCGACUCUCCCUUGCAUUGAAAGCAAUGAUCAUCUUCCUGAUAGUGUUUACAACAGUUUUUUGCCCAAACCAUCUACACCGGUUCACAGGCCAGAUCCGCAGGAGCCUUGCUUCGACAUUGCCGCACCACCAACGCCAGCUCCUGCCGCAUUGCCACCACUUGACAUAGACGACAUAGCUGAACCCCAUCACAGUGAACCUAACCUAGUCCUCUCAGAUCUCCCCUCUGUUGCAGAGGAAAGGGAUGAAGAAGAUGAAGAGGAAGAUGAGGGUGAAUACCUUGAUUUAGAUGAAAGAACUGAUGAAGAUCAUUGUGCUGGAGAUGAGACAGAGCAAACACAGGAAAUAUGUUCAUUUUCCACUCAAGUUGAGGACCCUUUGAGAAAGAGCUGGCAUGCUGAGUCUCCAGAUCGGCAAGAUCCUGAGGUCCACCAACUGACUCCAUCACAUCCCGAACCCAGCCUUGGAGAAAACUGUUAUGACCAAAGCAUGAGUUGGACUGCUGACGUGGACCUUAAAUCUCCACACCGGACAUAUGGCGAGAUAGAGGCUGCCGUCUCCAAAAUAACUAGUCCUUAUUCUCAUUCAGACAAUGAUAUGCAGCACUUGCCCGGACACCCGUCUGGAACUCCUCCUUAUGCAACCUGGAAUAGGUGGCACAAGGAAGAAGACCCUGAGGAUUUUGAUGAGCAGAAGGAGGCUGUGGCUGACAUUCCAUCUCCGGAGAGGCCAGAUACUGCUCUGGAUGAAGAACCCAGUUAUUUAAACACGUCUUCAUCCUCUACUAGACUGGAGUCUUUUUUCCAGGACUGUAACAAACCUAAUAUGGAGGUUAAUAACCAGAUGGACACAGAGGUCGCAUGUGAAGAACCUGAUGGCAGACACAGCACACAUACUUUUGGUGCUACCACUGUCGGUCACAUGACACCUGCGGUUGGUCCUGAGCCAGUUGUGCCAUGGGCAGACCCAUUCUCCACUGAGGCAGAUGAGCUAGAUGACCUGGGACCAUUCUCUUUGCCUGACCUCCCAAUCCCAGAGAAAUCAGAAGAAGCCGAGCAUAGAGACACUGAGUUUUCUGACCUUACCAAAAACGCACCAUCCCACAUUAGACAUACGAUUGCAGAUAUUGAGGAUCCGGACUUGAUAGAGGUGGACCCUUUUAGUCUUGCAAAAACAUGUCCUUCUGAAGACCAAAUGCUGUUGGAACCUACUGGACAAGACUUGGUUGUACCGUCAUCACACACCAACUUCCAGCAAGAGUUAGACUCUGAGCCUCAGAGUGUUCCUGUCAAUAGCCCGUUGGCUUUUACGCAACAGAGCCUCAUGUUGGACAAUAAGAGAGCAUAUGGAGUACCUGAUGAGUCUGAUCCCACUAUAUUGUAUACAUCCUUGAAAUCAGAGACCAACCAGCUACAUCACUUACAGAUUCACUCCAUAGCUGAGUCUUUACAGUUGGCACCAGACCAUAUGCCUCUUGAGAAGUCAGAGGUGAGACAAGAGGACACAACUGAGCUCAUAGCAGAGUCAAUAUCAUCCAGUCCUGUACCUCUGAUCCCUGUAGCUGAUGCCCUCCCCAGUUCAGUGGAACCUUCAGAGCCUCCAGAGAUGACACCCAAGCCGACCCCAGUUCCCCAGAGCGCAGUGUCCACAGAUAAUCCCAAAAAGGUUGAUGAAAUCCCUCAGAGGAUAACGCGGAAUCGGGCCAAAAACAAUCCCUCUGUUGUGGUUACUUCCUCAAUCAUAACGUCAACAAAUUCCCCGCCUGUAACCAUUAAUCCAACUGUGAGCAUUCAUGCAAUUCCUACCAGAAUACCAACUCCCACGUCAGUGUCGGCCUUUUCAACGCCGAAGAAGGACAAAGACUCUUUGCUGAUCGUCUCGUCUACUGCGCCCAAUCCAACGACGACUUUAUCUGUACAGAGUUCUGUCACCACAUCUCCUACAGUGGUUCUAAGCAAAUCAACUAAAGGCCGUCCUUUUCCUGCAGAUGAAGAUGAUUCUCAGACACAGCUCCCACGUAAAAGGAAGUUUCCUCGUUCGACCGGGCAGCAGGUGCAAGUCCAGCUGGUGAACACGGCCAUGCAGCAGACCAGGGAAAUGAUUCAGCAGACUUUGGCUGUGGUAGUCAAUGCCAUCAAGUUGGAUGACAUUGAGCCUUACCACAGCGACCGUUCCAAUCCUUACUUUGAGUAUCUACAGAUAAGGAAGAAGAUCGAGGAAAAGCGGAAAAUCCUGUGCUACAUAACCCCGCAGGCCCCACAGUGCUAUGCUGAGUACGUGACCUACACGGGCUCCUAUCUGCUGGACGGGAAGCCCCUUAGCAAGCUUCACAUACCAGUGAUUGCUCCACCGCCAUCAUUGUCAGAACCCCUGAAAGAGCUCUUCAGACAACAGGAGGCAGUGAGAGGAAAGCUCCGGUUGCAGCACAGCAUAGAGCGGGAGAAGCUCAUUGUCUCAUGUGAGCAGGAAGUGUUAAGAGUCCACUGCAGAGCUGCAAGGACAAUAGCCAACCAGGCUGUGCCAUUUAGUGCCUGCACCAUGCUUUUGGACUCUGAAGUCUACAAUAUGCCAUCAGAGAGCCAGGGUGAUGAGAACAAAUCGGUGAGAGAUCGCUUCAACGCGCGACAAUUCAUCUCCUGGAUCCAGGAUGUAGAUGAUAAAUACGACCGAAUGAAGACAUGUCUACUGAUGCGGCAGCAGCACGAGGCGGCGGCCCUCAACGCGGUACAAAGGAUGGAGUGGCAGUUGAAGGUCCAGGAACUGGAACCCGCCGGACAUAAGUCCCUUUGUGUCAACGAAGUGCCGUCCUUCUACGUCCCAAUGGUGGACGUCAACGACGACUUUGUCCUGCUGCCGGCGUGACACCUCUCGGCUCAGCGAUAAAGUGCCAACUUUGUCCCGAUCCCUUCUUCUCAAAGAGAAUUUGUCGGACAGAACAAAACGGAAAGGGCUAGCAAGUUUGAGACGGGCCUUUAGACAGGAAAACAUAGCAAAAGAGUACGGAUUUGAAAAAAGAAAAAAAAACAAAAACCUGCUCUUUGUUCCCUUCCCUGAAGGAGGAGACAUGUUUUUACUGAGAAAAUACUCAACUUGCACUUUCAUCCUCUAAAGUUUUUACUCCUUUUUUGAUCCAAAGCAAAAAAACAAACAAAAAAAAAGUUUUUGCUUUCAGGCCCACAAACUCCCCCGUGCUCGGAGACGGGGGACAGAGAUAUAUUUUCUGCUUUCAUUUUUUUGGGGGCUUCGCUUCAUACGACUCACCUGGCGGGUGUCAAAGAGGAGCUCUCCCCACGCCAAGGGAGGAUACCCGGAGAUGAACCCCCUCCCACAUGCCCCCCCUGCUGGCUCCAGGUGAGCCGGGAAGUGUCGGGAGUCAGCAAGACCGGAAAAAAAAAACGGCCGCUGGCGGAUGCCAGAACUGCGGCAGGUAAGGCCGACGGCGGCUGCGAGUCCUAGAGGGAGAGACUACUCGGCAGCCCCUCAGCCAGGCAAAACAGAAGGAGGCACGAGGUGGACCCCUGAGGACAGACCGGAGUGUCCUCGGGCCACCUCGCCGUUCCUCCGCCCACGCAUCGGACUCUGCGCCACGGGACAAACGAGACGAAAACAAACAUAAUGAAUGUGGUUUUGACGGGGGAGAGAAAUCUUGUUUUUGUCUAUUUCUUUACUUGGGCAUUUCAUUGUUUCUGAGGAAGUGACUUGAAACACUACAGAGCCAAUAUUAGUUUCAUGGAGAAAAAAAACUCAAAUCAAAAAAACCCGAAAAAAGUUGUAUUCCGUAAAAUGAUGUACAGUUUUUAUAUUCGUUAACAAUGUAUUCUUGCUGCCUUCUAGAUAAUUUAUUUUGCCACACAUUACUGCACAGUUGUAAAUAACCUAUGUACUGUAAUAUCACUCGAGUAAGUGUAAAGAGAAAAAAAACAGAAAAUAAAUAAAAAGUAUCUUUUUAUGUACAGUUCACUUUUGGGCAGCACUUUCCCUCCCUCACACCCGCGGGCCAAACACGUACUCGGUUCUGUCAGUAUUGCGUCAUCACACCUGACUACAGGCCACUUCUGGACUCCACAUGUAGCAGAAAUAGACGAGGAUUAUUUCAACGUUGCUUUACCACACCAUUAUAUCUGACACAUGUCAAACCAAGAAAAUGCCUUUUUAGGGGUGAAAAAAUAAUGUACUCGUUGUCAGGCAAAGUCACAAAGAUAUAUAUAUAUAUAAAUAUAUAUAUAUGUAUAUAUAUAUAUAUGUAUAAAUACGGUUUGAAUGGAAACAUAAGUGAUGUCAUUCAUAAAUACAAGUUCAUGUUUGAAUAUUUUUUGUUCGGUUUUCCCCAAAAAGUGAAAUUUCAUUCCAACUUUGUGUCAUCGCUCCCGUUAGCUCGUUGCACUCGUUACUCCCACAUGGUAGUUAGUGCCGCUGAGGCAGACGACUCCCGAAAUGUGGCCUUUUUCUUUUUUUGUCAAAUUGCUUUUAAUAAUACAAGAGUCCAGUUGCUUUAACAGUUUAAAAAAAAAAAAAAACAAUAUUGUGUUAUUUCCCCUGACACCUGAAAAGUAAACACAAUUCAUUGGCUUUUUACCCGACGCUGAUCGUCCGUAUCGUCCGUACUGUUGUGUCGUUCCGUGUGGUUCGACAGUUUAUAAAGUAACACAACUUCAUAUUUGGACCCACCGCAGCCAGCCUGCUUGUCACCUUCUCCGUUCGUCUCGUUUUCCUUCCACUCGAUUUCUUAAGGUUGUGUUUUGUCUUUUUACCUCGUCGUUUUUUUGGACUCGUCGUCGUCGUCGUUGUUGUUGUUGCCGUGUAUCUUCCUCCUCGGUUGUUUGCUGGCAUGUCAAUCACGUCGCUUAUCGAGCAGAAUGUAAAAACCUUGUCCUGACUAUUGUUUACAAAGACAUCCUCUGUGUUUUCUAGUCCCUCCUUGAUUUCAACCACAAAGGCUUGAAAUGGUGACCUCGGGGUCUUUUUCUCAGCGCCAGCAAUGGACGACAUCAGGUUAAUUCUUCACACACACACACACACACACACACACACACACACACACACACCAGAUGCACAGUAGAGUACUCGGCACCACCCGAGUCAGCAACAUAUUACCUCUACUCCUCACAUUCACUCAUCAUUUGCAUUGUUUUUCUUACAUAAUUGCUAUUUUUCCAUGAAAUAGUUUCACGAUUUCAAGCCUUUUUUUUUUUCUAGUCUAUUUUUUUAAUUCAAACCCAGACUGUAGCUGUUUCUUUGCUUUUUUUUUUUUUAAAUGAAAGAAAAAAAAAGACUAAUACAAAGCAUGGAGAACUACUCUUUAAAGUGAGAAGUAACCUAUUUAUUAUUCUUUCUGUUUUGUUUUUCUUCUGACACCUGUGGUAUGUUCUGGUUGAAGUUUGGUCUCGGCUGUGUAAAUUUCCCUCCUUGUGACGCGUGAAAGAGACAUUCUGUAAAUAGCUGUUGUAAAUAAAACCUCCCAGGACGUUAUUUUUUUUUUAUUUUAUUUUAAUUUUUUGGCACCCACUUUGUACUCGUGUGGAAAAGUUGCGUGGAAAGUCGAGGUUCCAUCGGGAAGUGGCGGCGUGUAACUUUUUUUUUUUUUUUUUUAAAUUGUACAAUGUAGUUUGUGUACAUAUUGUUGGAGCAGCUAAGGGGGCGGGCUUGUCGUCAAUGCUGUCAUAGAAAAUCCACUUUCAGCUGUUCGAGGCGUUCCUGGAGAAAAUUAAAAAAAAAAAAAGACAAAAAAAAAUAGUCAUGCGAGAGAAUGGGUGGGUUAAAAAGACUAAAAGUAAAAAUUCUAAAUUGUUAUUUUCUACCGUUGCAUGUACAGAGAGCGCGAGAACUGCUGUUGUUCCUCAGAGAUUAUGUUCGUUAAUAAAAUUUUGAAAUAUUACAA